This is a messenger RNA of Cuculus canorus (common cuckoo), 6959 nucleotides long. It is a transcript of the gene CACNA1A, whose product is annotated as calcium voltage-gated channel subunit alpha1 A. The coding region runs from base 42 to 6959 and encodes 2305 amino acids. Gene Ontology annotation, biological process: calcium ion import across plasma membrane; chemical synaptic transmission. The transcript is spliced from 50 exons. Gene Ontology annotation, cellular component: neuronal cell body; voltage-gated calcium channel complex; membrane. Lineage: Eukaryota; Metazoa; Chordata; Aves; Cuculiformes; Cuculidae. The record is from RefSeq and is a predicted model, not a curated record. Gene Ontology annotation, molecular function: high voltage-gated calcium channel activity.
GCUGCCCGGUCUCAGCCCGGUGACCGCGGCCCCUGCUCGCCAUGCCUCGCUUCGGGGACGACGGCCCCGGCCGUUACGGGCCCGGCGGCGGCGGCAGCGGCCCCGGGGCGGCGGCGGGGCCCAGGGGGGCGGGGGGGCCCCGGCCCGGGGGUCCCCCCGGGGCUCAGAGGAUGUACAAGCAGUCGAUGGCCCAACGGGCGCGAACUAUGGCCCUCUACAACCCCAUCCCCGUGCGCCAGAACUGCCUGACGGUCAACCGCUCCCUCUUCCUCUUCAGCGAGGACAACGUGGUGAGGAAAUACGCCAAAAAGAUCACCGAAUGGCCUCCUUUUGAGUACAUGAUUUUAGCCACCAUCAUCGCCAACUGCAUCGUCCUGGCGCUGGAGCAGCACCUGCCCGACGAGGACAAGACGCCCAUGUCCGAGCGGCUGGAUGACACGGAGCCGUACUUCAUCGGCAUCUUCUGCUUCGAGGCGGGGAUCAAGAUCAUCGCGUUGGGCUUCGCCUUCCACAAAGGCUCCUACUUGCGCAACGGUUGGAACGUCAUGGACUUCGUGGUCGUCCUCACCGGCAUCCUCUCCACCGUGGGCUCCCAGUUCGACCUGCGGACGCUGCGAGCCGUGCGCGUACUCCGGCCCCUCAAGCUGGUGUCGGGGAUCCCCAGUCUGCAGGUGGUCCUCAAGUCCAUCAUGAAGGCGAUGAUCCCACUGCUGCAGAUCGGGCUCCUGCUCUUCUUCGCCAUCCUCAUCUUCGCCAUCAUCGGCCUCGAGUUCUACAUGGGCAAAUUCCACACCACCUGCUUCGACCUGGUCACCGAUGAGAUCAAGGUGGAGGUGCCGUGCGGGACGGAUGAGCCGGCGCGGAUCUGCCCCAACGGCACCAAAUGCAAGAAGUACUGGGAGGGCCCCAACUAUGGCAUCACCCAAUUCGACAACAUCCUCUUCGCCGUCCUCACCGUCUUCCAGUGCAUCACCAUGGAAGGGUGGACAGACCUCCUCUACUAUAGCAACGACGCCUCAGGGAACACUUGGAAUUGGCUCUACUUCAUCCCCCUCAUCAUCAUCGGCUCCUUUUUUAUGCUCAACCUCGUGCUGGGGGUGCUCUCCGGGGAGUUUGCCAAAGAGCGGGAACGGGUGGAAAAUCGCCGGGCGUUCCUCAAGCUGCGGCGCCAGCAGCAAAUCGAGAGGGAACUCAACGGGUACAUGGAGUGGAUCUCCAAAGCGGAAGAAGUGAUCCUGGCGGAGGAUGAGCCCGAGGGGGACCCCCGGCGCCCCUUCGAUGCGCUCCGGAGGGCAACCGGCAAGAAGAGCAAAACGGAGCUGCUGAGCCCGGAGGAGGGAGAGGAGCAGCUCGGAGACAUCGCAGCCCUCGGCUCCCCCUUCGCCCGCGCCAGCCUCAAAAGUGCCAAGCUGGAGAACGCCUCCUUCUUCCACAAACGGGAGCGCAGGAUGCGCUUCCACAUCCGCCGCGUGGUCAAAACUCAGGCCUUCUACUGGACCGUGCUCAGCCUGGUGGCGCUCAACACGCUCUGCGUCGCCAUCGUCCACUACAACCAGCCCGACUGGCUCUCCGACUUCCUCUACUAUGCAGAAUUCAUUUUCUUGGGACUCUUUAUGUCCGAAAUGUUUAUAAAAAUGUACGGGCUGGGGACGCGGCCGUAUUUCCACUCAUCCUUCAACUGCUUCGACUGCGCCGUUAUCAUCGGAAGCAUCUUCGAGGUGAUCUGGGCUGUUGUGAAGCCAGGAACAUCCUUCGGGAUCAGCGUGCUCCGAGCUCUCAGGUUACUGCGCAUUUUCAAAGUCACAAAGUACUGGGCUUCCCUGCGGAACUUGGUCGUCUCCCUCCUGAACUCCAUGAAGUCCAUCAUCAGCCUCCUCUUCCUCCUCUUCCUCUUCAUCGUCGUCUUCGCCCUUUUGGGGAUGCAGCUUUUUGGGGGACAGUUCAAUUUUGAUGAUGGGACCCCCCCCACCAACUUCGACACUUUCCCAGCAGCAAUAAUGACGGUGUUUCAGAUCCUGACAGGCGAAGACUGGAAUGCAGUGAUGUAUGACGGGAUCAAAUCUCAGGGCGGCGUCAAGGGGGGGAUGGUCUUCUCCGUCUACUUCAUUGUCCUCACCCUCUUCGGCAACUACACCCUCCUCAACGUCUUCUUGGCCAUCGCGGUGGACAACCUGGCCAACGCGCAGGAGCUCACCAAGGACGAGCAGGAGGAGGAAGAAGCCGCCAACCAGAAACUGGCGCUGCAGAAGGCGAAGGAGGUGGCUGAAGUCAGUCCGCUUUCCGCAGCCAACAUGUCCGUCACCUUGAAGGAGCAGCAGAAGAACCAGAAGGCCUCCAAGUCGGUGUGGGAGCAGCGGACGAGCGAGCUGCGGAAGCAGAACCUGCUGGCGAGCCGCGAGGCGCUCUACAGCGAGCUCGACCCCGAGGAGCGCUGGAAGGUGCCGUACGCCCGCCACCUGCGCCCCGACAUCAAAACCCACCUGGACCGCCCGCUGGUCGUCGACCCCCAGGAGAACCGCAACAACAACACCAACAAGACGCGUCCCGGCGAGCCGGACCCGCGCUUCGGCCAGCCUCGUGCCGACGAGCUGCGCCGGCCGCUGCGCUACCCGGAGCCCGGCGUUCCCCGCCCCGGGGAGCCCGUGGGCCACCGGCCGCGCAGCAGCAGCCGUGAGCCCGAGCAGGAGCCCAGCCAGGAGCGCGGUGACGCCGAGCGCCUCAAAGCCCUCGAACGGCGGCACCGCUCGGGCGGCAGCCGUGAGGGCCGCACCGGUUCGCCCCAAGCCGAGCGUGAGCACCGGCGGCACCGGGCACACCGGAGGGUCGCUGAGGAGGGCGAGGAGGGCGGGAGGCCCGAGCGGCGGCCGCGGCACCGGGAAGGCGGGCGGCCGGCGCGGGGCGAGGGCGAUGCAGAGCAUGGCGAUGGUGAGCGGCGGCGGCGGCAUCGGCACGGCACGCCGGGCGCCUACGAUGGCGAGGGCAGGCGGGACGACAAGGAGAGGCGGCACCGGCGGCGGAGGGACCCCCAGCCCCCCGGGGCACCGGCGGGCCCCACGCUCUCCACCACGCGCCCCAUCCAACAGGACGUGGGGCGCCGCGACCCCCCCCGUGGCCGAGGCCAUCGACAACAUCAAGAACAACAAACUGGCCACGGGGGAGCCCCCUGCGCCCCCCUCCAUGGGCAACCACACCGCCUGCCCCCCCGGAGGCCCCCCCCGACCCCCAACCCGGGGAUCCCCAAUGAGCCCAGCAAGGGGGGGGUGAAGCCGGAGCACACGGCGGUGGAGAUCCCCCCCCCGCUGCCCCCGCCCCCCCCUGGAGCCCUGGUCCAAGUGAACAGGAACGCGAAUCCGGAGCCGCUGCCGCGGAAAGAGGAGGAGGAGAAGAAGGAGGAAGGAGAGGAGGGGGAGGAGAACGGCCCCAAGCCCAUGGUGCCCUACAGCUCCAUGUUCAUCCUCUCCACCACCAACCCGUUCCGCCGUCUGUGCCACUACAUCGUGAACCUGCGCUACUUCGAGAUGUGCAUUCUGCUCGUCAUCGCCAUGAGCAGCAUCGCCCUCGCCGCCGAGGACCCCGUGCAGCCCAACGCCCCCCGCAACAACGUCCUGCGCUACUUCGACUACGUCUUCACGGGGGUCUUCACUUUCGAGAUGGUGAUCAAGAUGGUGGAUUUGGGGCUGGUGCUUCACCAAGGUGCCUAUUUCCGCGACCUCUGGAACAUCCUGGACUUCAUCGUGGUCAGCGGAGCGCUCGUCGCCUUCGCCUUCACUGGCAGCAGCAAAGGCAAAGACAUCAACACCAUCAAGUCUCUCCGUGUCCUCCGCGUCCUCCGGCCCCUCAAGACCAUCAAGAGGUUGCCCAAGCUCAAGGCCGUCUUUGACUGUGUGGUGAACUCCCUGAAGAACGUCCUCAACAUCCUCAUCGUCUACAUGCUCUUCAUGUUCAUCUUCGCCGUGGUGGCCGUCCAACUCUUCAAGGGCAAAUUCUUCUACUGCACCGAUGAGUCCAAGGAGUUUGAGAAGGACUGCAGGGGCGAGUACCUCGUCUACGAGAAGGACAACGAGGUGAAGGCGCAAAGGCGGGAGUGGAAGAAGUUUGAGUUCCACUAUGACAACGUCCUCUGGGCACUGCUCACCCUCUUCACCGUCUCCACCGGCGAGGGGUGGCCGCAGGUCCUCAAGCACUCGGUGGAUGCCACCUACGAGAACCAGGGUCCGAGCCCCGGCUACCGCAUGGAGAUGUCCAUCUUCUACGUCGUCUACUUUGUUGUCUUCCCCUUCUUCUUUGUCAACAUCUUUGUGGCCUUGAUCAUCAUCACCUUCCAGGAACAGGGAGACAAGAUGAUGGAAGAGUACAGCCUGGAGAAGAACGAGAGAGCCUGCAUCGACUUCGCCAUCAGCGCCAAACCCCUGACGCGGCACAUGCCACAGAACCGGCAAAGCUUCCAGUACCGCAUGUGGCAGUUCGUGGUGUCGCCGCCCUUCGAGUACACCAUCAUGGCCAUGAUCGCCCUCAACACCAUCGUCCUCAUGAUGAAGUUCUACGACGCUUCGGACACCUACGAGUACGUCCUCAAGAUGUUCAACAACGUCUUCACCUCCCUUUUCUCCCUCGAGUGUCUCCUGAAGAUCAUGGCCUUCGGCGUCCUGAAUUAUUUCCGCGAUGCCUGGAACAUCUUCGACUUCGUGACGGUUCUGGGCAGCAUCACGGACAUCCUGGUGACGGAAUUUGGGAACAACUUCAUCAACCUCAGCUUCCUGCGGCUCUUCCGCGCCGCGCGGCUCAUCAAGCUGCUGCGCCAGGGCUACACCAUCCGCAUCCUGCUCUGGACCUUCGUCCAGUCUUUCAAGGCGCUGCCCUACGUCUGCCUGCUCAUCGCCAUGCUCUUCUUCAUCUACGCCAUCAUCGGGAUGCAGGUCUUCGGUAACAUCGGCAUCGAGGAGGAGGACGACGAGUCGGCCAUCACCCAGCACAACAACUUCCGCACCUUCUUCCAGGCCCUCAUGCUGCUCUUCCGGAGCGCCACGGGCGAGGCGUGGCACGAGAUCAUGCUGUCCUGCCUGAGCGGGAAGCCGUGCGACCAGAACUCGGGCAUUAAGGAGGACGAAUGCGGUAACGAGUUCGCCUACUUCUACUUCGUCUCCUUCAUCUUCCUCUGCUCCUUCUUGAUGCUGAACCUCUUUGUCGCUGUCAUCAUGGACAACUUUGAGUACCUGACGCGCGACUCCUCCAUCUUGGGCCCACACCACCUGGAUGAGUACGUCCGCGUCUGGGCAGAAUACGACCCCGCCGCCUGGGGCCGCCUGACACUCAUGGACAUGUAUGAAAUGCUGAGGCACAUGUCCCCACCCCUGGGUUUAGGCAAGAAAUGCCCACCCCGUGUUGCUUAUAAGCGGCUGCUCCGCAUGGAUCUGCCCGUGGCCGACGACAACACCGUGCACUUCAAUUCCACCCUCAUGGCCCUGAUCCGCACCGCGCUCGACAUCAAGAUCGCCAAAGGUGGAGCAGACAAACAGCAGAUGGAUGCCGAGCUGCGCAAGGAGAUGAUUGCCAUCUGGCCCAACCUGUCCCCCAAAAACCUGGACCUGCUUGUCACCCCCCACAAGUCCACCGACCUGACGGUGGGGAAGAUCUAUGCCGCGAUGAUGAUCAUGGAGUACUACAGGCAGAGCAAGGCCAAGAAGCUGCAGGCCAUGCGGGAGGAGCAGAACCGGACACCACUGAUGUUCCAGCGCAUGGAGCCACCGUCGCCCACACAGGAGGGGACACCAGGGCCGGACGCGGGGACGUCGGCCGAGCCGGGCACGGGGCUGGCGGUGCGGGACGGAGGCCUGAAGGAGAGCGAGUCCUGGGUCACCCAGCGCGCCCAGGAGAUGUUCCAGAAGACGGGGACCUGGAGCCCUGAGCGGGGACACCCUGAGGACAUGCCCAACAGCCGCCCCAACUCCCAGCUGGUGGAGAUGCGUGAGAUGGCCAAGGACGGCUACUCUGACAGUGACUACUUGCCCAUGGAGGGCCACGGCCGUGCCGCCUCCAUGCCGCGGCUCCCAGCUGAAAACCAGCGGAGGAAGGUCCGAUCCCGCGGGAAUAACCUCAGUGCCGAUGGAUGGAGGCAUGAAGAGACACAAACAGGCCGGCGCACGCAGACCAUCUCGGACUCCAGCCCCAUGAAGCGCUCGGCCUCCAUGCUGGGCCACCCGCGCGCCCGGGGCGUCCGCCUGGACGACUACUCGCUGGAGCGCGUCACCCCCGAGGACGGGCAGCGGCACCACCAGCGCCGGCGCGACCGUGGCCACCGCUCUGAGCGCUCCCUCAGCCGCUACACAGAUGUGGACACAGGGCUGGGCACGGACCUCAGCGUCACCACGCAGUCGGGGGACGCCCCCCCCAAGGACCGGGACCCCGAGCGCGGGCGCCCCAAGGACCGCAAACACCGGCACCACCACCACCACCACCAUCACCACCACCACGGCGCGGGGGGGGACCGGGAGCGCUGCCCACCCCCCGAGCGCCCCGACUACGGGCGCCCCCGCGACCGACGCUGGUCCCGCUCGCCCAGUGAGGGCCGCGACCACACCGCCCCCCGACAGGGCAGCAGCUCUGUCAGCGCCUCCCCCGCGCCCUCCACCUCCGGGACGAGCACCCCCCGCCGCGCGCGCCGACAGCUGCCGCCGACCCCCCCCCACUCCGCGGCCGCGCGUGUCUUACGCGUCCCCCGGGCCCCGCCGCGCGCCCCCCCCCCGCCGCGCCGCCUCCCCCCGCGCGGGGCCCGCGCCGCCCCCCCCGCCCCGGCACCACCCCGAGGCCCCCCCCCCGCUCGACGGGCGCGGCCCCCGCGGCCCCCCCCGGCCCGGAGCCGGCGGAGGUUGCCCAACGGCUACUACGCGGGGCACGGGAGUGGCAAAGGGCGGCCGGGGCUCCGCGAUCCCUACAGCGAGACGGACGAUGACUGCUGCUAG